Messenger RNA from Rotaria sp. Silwood2, 1899 nucleotides. NCBI's taxonomy places the organism in Eukaryota, Metazoa, Rotifera, Eurotatoria, Philodinida, Philodinidae. The record is from the annotation of a GenBank genome assembly.
AUGUUACAUAUAAAAGUGUACAUAGAUUUAAUUGUUGGUUGGCGUCUAACAGCAUCUGUUCCGUAUUCAACUCCGUUCCGUCUAGAUUUUAAUAGCGGAAUUCCAAUCAAUGCCGAAUGGAUACAGAAUGGAACGAUUAUUACUGGAGAACAGGGGCGUGAUCGUACCAACAAUCAAGUCUACUGGCCUGAAGGCCUCUUCAUUGAUGAUGAUCAAACGAUCGUCAUCGCCGACUCAUUGAAUCAUCGCAUCGUCCAAUGGAAUGUAGGUGAUACGAAUGGAAAAGUAGUAGCCGGUGGUCAUGGUGAAGGAAAUCGAUUGUAUCAAUUGAAAUAUCCAACAGAUGUGUUGAUUGACAUAGAGACGAAUAGUCUCAUUAUUUGUGAUGAAGGGAAUCGACGAGUCGUACAAUGGUCUCGCCUUAGUGGCACAAUUCAAGGAGAAAUCCUCCUCAACAACAUUUGUUGCCGAGGAUUGGCCAUGGAUGAUCAAAGAUAUCUCUACAUUUCCGACAUCGAAAAACACGAAGUGAGACGAUAUCAAAUAGGAGAUAAAAAUGGAACUGUUGUAGCUGGUGGUCAUGGUAAAGGUACUGGCCUUAAUCAACUCAACGAACCCACCUAUGUUUUUGUCGAUCGAGAACAGGCUGUCUACGUAUCCGAAUGGAACAAUCAUCGUGUGAUGAAAUGGGAUAAAGAUGCUAAAGAAGGAAUUAUUGUUGCUGGAGGUCAAGGGAAGGGCAACUCUCUGGCACAAUUAUCGUGUCCUAACGGACUAUUCGUCGAUACAUUUGGUACCGUCUAUGUGGUAGACUCAUGGAAUCAUCGAGUGAUGCGUUGGCCUAAAGGAGCAAAACAGGGUACUGUCAUUAUGGGUGGAAAAGGCCAGUUGCAUCUUCCUAUUGGUUUGUCCUUCGAUCGGCACGGCAAUUUCUAUGUUGCCGAGAAAUGGAAUCAUCGCGUUCAACGAUUUUCUAUGAAAGGUGAGUUCAUUGCUAGAUGGGCGCAGAAUGGGGUGACUGUUGCAGGAGGCCACGGACACGGUAGUGCCACCUAUCAACUUUGCGGUCCUUGGGGCCUCUUCAUUAACGAUGAUCAAACGAUGGUCAUCGCCGACUCGCUGAAUCAUCGCAUCGUCCAAUGGAAUAUAGGUGAUACGAAUGGAAAAGUGGUAGCCGGCGGUCAUGGCGAAGGAAAUCGAUUGUAUCAAUUAAAAUAUCCAACUGACGUAUUGAUCGACGUAGAGACGAAUAGUCUCAUUAUUUGUGAUCGGCAGAAUCGACGAGUCGUACAAUGGUGUCGCUGUAGUGGCAUAAAUCAAGGAGAAAUUCUCUUUGACAAGAUCGAUUGUUUUGGAGUUACCAUGGACGAUCAAAGAUAUCUCUACAUUUCUGACAUCGAAAAACACGAAGUGAGACGAUAUCGAAUAGGAAAUAAAAAUGGAACCGUUGUAGCUGGUGGUCAUGGUAAAGGUACUGGUCUUAAUCAACUCAAUGAGCCGACCUAUGUCUUUGUCGAUCGAGAACAAGCUGUCUACGUGUCAGACAGAAAGAAUCAUCGUGUGAUGAAAUGGGAUAAAGGUUCAAAAGAAGGAGUUAUUGUCGCUGGAGGUCAAGAUACAGGAGAGCGCUUGACACAAUUGUCGUAUCCUUAUGGUCUAUUCGUUGAUACGUCGGAUAGCGUCUAUGUAGCAGAUUAUGGAAAUGAUCGUGUGAUGUGUUGGCCUAAAGGAGCUAAACAGGGCACUGUCAUCGUGGAUGGAAAUAGCCGAGGAGUAGGAACAAACCAGCUGUGCGGUCCCUGGGGUUUGUUCUUCGAUCGACAUAACAAUCUAUAUGUCUCUGAUAAUUGGAAUCAUCGGGUUCAACGAUUUUCUAAGGAAUUAACUUCCUUAUUGUGA